Molecule: messenger RNA, 2190 nt
Organism: Quercus robur (English oak)
Lineage: Eukaryota; Viridiplantae; Streptophyta; Magnoliopsida; Fagales; Fagaceae
Product: probable caffeoyl-CoA O-methyltransferase At4g26220
Exons: 10
Coding region: 1221-1991 (256 amino acids)
Molecular function (GO): O-methyltransferase activity; S-adenosylmethionine-dependent methyltransferase activity
Source: RefSeq, a predicted model, not a curated record
AACCUAGAGGAAAGGACUGAGGAAGCCUUAUGCAGGGGAACAUUAUUAUAGUUGAAAGUUGAAAAUUGCCAAAGCUUGCGAGAGGCCCUUGACUAAAAGUCUAAAACAAAGUCUAUAAGAGAGCUUUCAUGGUGGAACUGAGUUUGUAUUGAAGAAACAAUAGGAAGUUGUUGAAACAAUAGACUCUUAACAAUUCAAAGUUUCAAAUAUUUUCUUCUUCUUUUCCCCAAGCCAGAAGUUACAAGAUACAACCUUUUUGCCCACCGAUAUAAGCUCCAUUUCCCACAAAUUUGUUACCCCAAAGUCUCAUCUGAAAUUUUUUGAGAGAACCCAUAACUUUAGAGCAACACACAAACCAACCUUUCGAGUUUUUGUGUCAAUUCACUUGGGACGCGUUGGAGUUUGCAAUUGGAGGCUCAAUUGUAGAUUUCGUGACUAGAGUAGAGAAAGGACUCGAGAAAUCGGUUGCUAGUAGGAGCUUGGAGGUAGCAUACGUGAGCUGGCUGUACUAUGGGUACCAUUUCCCAAAAAAAAAUACUUGUCACCGACGCUUUUGACGACAUUGGCUUGGAAAUAUUCUUAUGAAAAACAUAAUAAUAAAUAAAAUAAAAUAAAAAAAACUCGAGGAAAGGACUGAGGAAGCCUUAUGCAAGGGAAUUUUAUUAUAGUUGAAAAUUGCCAAAGCUUGCGAGAGGCCCUUGACUAAAAGUCUAAAACAAAGUCUAUAAGAGAGCUUUCAUGGUGGAACUGAGUUUGUAUUGAAGAAACAAUAGACUCCUAACAAUUCAAAGCUUCAAAUAUUUUCUUCUUCUUCUUCUUUUCCCCAAGCCAGAAGUUACAAGUUGGUGAGGUGAAAAGAUCAUGUGCUGAAAUUGAAGUUGUGAAUUGACGUACUUCACUGAACCUGAGACAAUUCAGUUACGUUUUUGUCUACAGAUACAACCUUUUUGCCCACCUAUAUAAGCUCCAUUUCCCACAAAUUUGUUACCCAAAAGUCUCAUUUGAAAAUUUUUGAGAGAACCCAUAACUUUAGAGCAAAACCCAAAUCAAUCUCUCUAUCUUCUUGCUCUCACCAUUGCCAAAUUCUUGAGAGGAGAUCAAAUCUAUCACACAAACCAACCUGUUGAGUUUUUGUGUCAAUUCACUUGGACGCAUUGGAGCCACUACAAAACAGCCGAAGAGACUUGGAGUUUGCAAUUGGAGGCUCAAUUGUAGAUUUCAUGACUAGAGGAGAGAAAGGACUCGAGAAAUCGGUUGCUAGCAGGAGCUUGGAGAUGGAGAACACAAAAAAGCAAGGAAAUCUGGCAAACCCUUUAAUUUUGCAGAGUGAGCAGUUAUAUGAGUACAUUCUGGCCACUAGUGUGUACCCACAAGAACCAGAGCCUCUUAAGGAGCUGAGGAAAGCUACUGCAACCCAACCAUUGGCAUACUUUGGUACAUCACCAGAUGCAGGUCAGCUAAUUGCCAUGUUCUUGAAGAUAGUGAAUGCAAAGAAGACAAUUGAAAUUGGGGUUUUUACAGGAUACUCUCUUCUCCUCACGGCCCUUACAAUUCCUGAUGAUGGCAAGAUUACAGCCAUAGAUGUUAAUCGAACAAAAUAUGAGAUAGGAUUGCCAAUUAUACAAAAAGCGGGGGUUGAGCACAAAAUUAACUUUAUCGAGUCACGAGCUUUACCAAUUCUUAAUGAACUGCUACAAGAUCCAAAGAAUGAAGGGAGUUUUGACUUUGCUUUUGUUGAUGCUGACAAAGUUAAUUAUUGGAAUUACCAUGAGAGGAUGAUGAGAUUGGUUAAGGUUGGAGGGAUAAUUAUCUACGAUAACACACUGUGGGGAGGAUAUGUUGCUUUGCCUGAAGAGGAUGUUCCAGAAAAGAAAAGAGCUGGGAGGCAGUCAACCAUUGAGUUUAAUAACUCCAUUUCUUCUGACUCACGUGUUGAAAUAUCUCAUGCUUCAGUGGGUGAUGGCGUUCUGAUCUGCAGGCGAAUUUGCUAAGUAUUUCUAGACAACUAGUUGAACUCAUUAAUAAAUCUUUUCAUCCCUACAAGCACGAGUGCUUAUUAUGAAUUUCUUAAGGACCAGACUAUUUCAUAGGAAUGUUUAGGGAAAAUGUGCUCUGGUUUUGUCGGAAGGACAAUUUUUUUUAUUGUUUUCAUCCCUUUAAGUUUGCAUGAAUUUUGAUUCUUCUGUUCAA